This is a messenger RNA of Musa acuminata subsp. malaccensis (wild Malaysian banana), 1211 nucleotides long. RefSeq names its product protein RGF1 INDUCIBLE TRANSCRIPTION FACTOR 1. Lineage: Eukaryota; Viridiplantae; Streptophyta; Magnoliopsida; Zingiberales; Musaceae. The record is from RefSeq and is a predicted model, not a curated record.
AACUUCCCCAUCUCCUUCCUCACCGAUCGCCCCUUUCUUAUCCACCGGCGGCUAUCGGUUCUCAGAAUCGAUUCAGCAGAGGAGGCCUCAGUCGUUUCGGGCGCCUCGUCCCAAGGCUUCUCCUUUCAUCUUCCGAUAUGAUGCGAUAAAGGUGCCAAUUUGGAGCUCCUCUGUUUUAGAUUUAGCCACUGGAUUACUUCUCGGCGAGCUGGCUGUUGAGAACCACCAAAAGAUUGGGUUUUUGAGGACCAAAUAGAAGAAAAUUAUGGUGAGCCCGAUGUUUCGAUUGGGGAACGAGGACAUGGGUCCGCCAUGGCUGAGGCCGCUGUUGAAGACGAGCUUCUUCACGCACUGUGAGGUGCAUGGGGAUUCCAACAAGAGCGAGUGCAACAUGUACUGCCUCGAUUGCAUGGGCAACGCGCUCUGUUCUUACUGCCUCCCCGACCACAAGGAUCACCAUGUUGUCCAGAUUCGGAGAUCAUCGUAUCACAAUGUGAUCAGGGUGUCGGAGGUGUCGAAAUUUAUAGACAUUUCUUACAUCCAGACUUACAUCAUCAACAGCGCCAAAAUCGUCUUCCUCAACGAGAGGCCACAGCCGAGGCCUGGAAAGGGCGUCACCAACACCUGUGAGAUCUGCUGCCGCAGCCUCUUGGAUUCCUUCCGGUUCUGUUCCAUUGGCUGCAAGCUGGGAGGUAUGAAGACGGACCCGGACCUGACCUUCGCCCUCCGCCCCAAACCCGGCCGCGAGUGGAUGCAUGGCUCAGAAUCCGACGAGUCAUCCACCCCGAGGAAGGUGCGAAAGACCUUGGCCUUCGGCCGCAGCAUCGUAGUCCCCGCCGCCUCUGCCGCCGGCAGCGAAGGUGGCAGCAUUUCUCCAGGGACUCCUCCCAUCCUCAGCUACCGGACAUCGCGGCGGAAGGGUAUACCUCAUCGAGCUCCAUUCUAAGUGAACUGCAGUAAUCGAAGGUUAAACUUCUACUUUCUGUACAAAAAGUGUAGAUAGUGUAUGCCCACUGCAUGAGCUUAAAGACAAUGCAGAAAGCGUAGAUACAAUUAGCAAUAAGAGUAAAGAAAAAGAAGUUCUAUUGUGCAUAUUCUUUUAGGGUUUUCUUCUUCAUAAUGUUCAUAGUAGAAGAACUGUUAGUAGGGAGUGGUUUUCAUGCAUGUUUUGUGAACAUAUAUGCAGUAGACAAAUCUUAUCCUUCGGUGCU